UAUGAGACGGUGACCUCGCUGGGAUUUCCCAUUCCCAAACCUGAGCUGAUUGCCCAGCUGGAACGAGGGGAAGAGCCAUGGGUCCCGGAUCUCCUGGCCUUCAAGGAAAGAGAGAUCCUGAGAGGCACCCGCACAGCAGGUGCUGAGCAAGGGAGUGAGAACGAGAAGGGGAAUCGUCAUGAGGAUGUUCUUGGAGAAGUGGAACCACAGGGGACCUUUGUGGAAAGGGCUGAAGGGAAUUUUUCCCAGUGCUUGGAAGAGGGAGAAGCCUGGGGAAAUUGGCACAGGUCAGAAAGGCUGAUGGGAAACUGCCCGAGGAAGAAAAUGGAUGAAUCUAUUAACUGUGGGGGAGGAAACAAGGAUCCCACAGCCCAGCAGACAAAUCCCAAGGAAGAGAAACCCUACCACUGCCCCCAGUGUUGGAGAGGAUUCGUUGUGAGAUCACAGCUUCUUAUACAUCAAACAAUCCAUAACAGCUCAGACUUCAAUACCCAUGGGAGAGUCGACACGGGAGAGAAACGCUAUCAAUGCCUUGAGUGUGGGAAAUGUUUUAAUUGGACGUCAGCACUUAUUACACAUCAGGCAACCCACAUGGGGGAGAGACCCCAUAAGUGCUUGGAGUGUGGGAAAAGCUUCAGUAACAGCUCAAAUCUUACUAAACAUCGGAGAAUCCACAUGGGAGACAGACCCUAUAAAUGCCUCGAGUGUGGGAACUGUUUCAGUCAGAAGACCACCCUUAUUAUGCAUCAGAAAACCCACACAGGAGAGAAACCCCAUAAGUGCUUGGACUGUGGGAAAAGUUUCACACAGAGAUCAGCCCUGAGUACACAUCAGACAAUCCAUACAGGAGAGAGACCCUAUAAAUGCCUCGACUGUGGGAAAAGUUUCAUACAGCGCUCACAUCUUCUUCGACAUCUGAGAAUUCAUACUGGGAAUAAACCUCAUAAAUGCCUCCACUGUGGGAAAGGUUUCAUUCAGAGAACAAACCUUAUUUCCCAUCAGACAAUCCACACAGGAGAGAAGCCCUAUAAAUGCUUGGACUGUGGGAAAAGCUUCAAGAACAGCUCCUAUCUCACUAAACAUCGGACAAUUCACACAGGAGACAGUCCCUAUAAAUGCCUCCUCUGUGGCAAAAGUUUUGUUCUCAGUUCCGACCUGAUUGUGCAUCAGAGGAUUCACACAGGAGAGAAACCCUACGUAUGCUUGGACUGUGGGAAAAGCUUCAAGAACAAUUCCUACCUUACUAAACAUCGGAGAAUGCACACAGGAGAGAGACCUUAUAAAUGCCUCGAUUGUGGGAAAUGUUUCAGUCAGAAGUCAUCCCUUAGUACCCAUCGGACAAUCCACACUGGAGAGAGACCCAAUAAGUGCUUGGACUGUGGGAAAAGUUUCACCCAGCGGUCAGCCCUUGUUAUACACCAGAGAAUCCACACAGGAGAGAGACCCCAUAACUGUUUGGACUGUGGGAAAAGUUUCACGCACAGAUCAGCCCUCCUUAGACAUCAGGCCAUCCACACAGGAGAGAGACCCCAUGAGUGCAUGGAAUGUGGGAAACGUUUCAUUCAGAGAUCAACCCUUAUUAGACAUCAGGCAGUCCACACAGGAGAGAGACCCCAUGGGUGCUUGGACUGUGGGAAGUGUUUCACCAACAGGUCAUCCCUUAUUAGGCAUCAGGCCAUCCACACAGGCGAGAGACCCCAUAAGUGCCUGGACUGUGGGAAUAGUUUCAUUCAGAGAUCAAACCUUAUUAUACAUCAGAGAAUCCACACAGGCUAUAAACCUCAUAAAUGCCUGGCCUGUGGGAAAAGUUUCAGGAAGAGUUCAUACCUUACUAAACAUCUGAGAACUCACAAAGGCGUGGGAGACCCACGGAACAGCUUGAUUGCAGAAAAAGAUUCAAUCCGAGCUCACACGUCAGUGAUCCACAAAACAGAGAGAACUUGAACAAUGGGGAAGCUUCAUUUGGUGCUCCCAGAGAAUCGGGCAUCAGCAAAUCCGCACAGGAAAGUAACCACUGAGAUGUUUGUUCUCAGCGUGGAAAAUGCUCCAAGUGGAACUAACACCACGUUGGACAUCAGACUCGACUCCGCACAGCAGGGAAAUUCUCUGAGUGCCCUGACUUUGGCUGGCCAUAAUAACAAACCCAUUUCCUCGUUCCUACACACAUCAGGGGCAUUUGGCUCCCAAGAAUCCAGCUUCCCAUGGCUGAGGUGAGGAUCCAGCAGCAGCUGAGCAUCAGCUGGUCAGUGACCCUCUGGCUCUGCCUGGUCUAAGCAAACCCCAGGCAGAGGAGGAGAAGCCCCGAUCAGCCCCCGCUCCCUGCUGCAGCCCUGGCUGCUGAGCUGAUGGGCCACA
Molecule: messenger RNA, 2355 nt
Organism: Chelonoidis abingdonii (Abingdon island giant tortoise)
Lineage: Eukaryota; Metazoa; Chordata; Testudines; Testudinidae
Biological process (GO): regulation of transcription by RNA polymerase II
Cellular component (GO): nucleus
Molecular function (GO): DNA-binding transcription factor activity, RNA polymerase II-specific; RNA polymerase II cis-regulatory region sequence-specific DNA binding
Source: RefSeq, a predicted model, not a curated record